AUGCCGGGUAAAAUAAAAGUGAAGGUUUUAGCGGGUCGCAAUCUGCCAGUGAUGGACAGGGCCAGUGACACCACUGAUGCUUUUGUGGAAAUUAAGUUCGGAGGAGUCACCCAUAAAACUGAUGUAUGUCGGAAAUCGCUCAAUCCUCAUUGGAAUAGCACCGAGUGGUAUAGGUUUGAGGUUGACGAAUCAGAACUCCAAGAUGAACCACUUCAGCUACGACUAAUGGAUCAUGAUACGUAUUCAGCUAAUGAUGCCAUUGGAAAAGUGGUUAUCAGUCUUGCUCCGCUAUUGGCUCGAGAGGCGAACAACGCCAACGGUACAAUCGGCCCACCUGGUGGUGCGGUUAUGUCAGGAUGGAUCCCGGUCUUCGACACAAUGCACGGGACUCGCGGUGAAUUGAACAUCAUCGUUAAAGUUGAACUGUUCUCUGAUUUCAAUAAAUACAAAACAUCUAGCUGUGGCGUUCAGUUCUUUCAUUGUCCAAUGAUUCCUCCUGGGUAUAGAGCUACCGCCAUUCACGGCUUCGUUGAAGAGCUCAUUGUAAACGAUGACCCCGAGUAUCAAUGGAUAGAUAAGAUAAGAACACCCAGGGCUUCCAACGAGGCUAGGCAGGUUGCCUUCAUUAAACUCAGCAAUCAGGUGCAGCGUCUUGUAGGUGUGAAAGCAGCUGAGUUAGGUGCUAACGCUGUUGUUGGUUACCAACAAGACUUUGACCUGGAGGGAGAGGCGGGAGUAGUGGCUCGAGCUAUAGGUACGGCCGUCAGUAUAACAGCUCUGCCGAUACCAAACCUACAAACGAAUAUACCGUGCACACAACAACAAUUAAAAAAAUACUUGGACAUUUUGGCCACAGACGAAGACAGUAUUACCGAUCUGAGUCAGUAUUACCAAAGUCAUCAAGAGGAAUUGUUGCGUAUAGUUAACAUCUUGAACCCUAAGACGUGUAAUUUACUUGACGAACCCGAUAUUGAUGACGACGAAAAGAGCGUAGAACUUAACCUUCAAAAGCAAUCUAAUCAGAGAUCAUACACAGGAGAAUUAUCACUAUAUAACGAAUAUUAUGCGAGAAAGAGCUUAAAAAACUUAUCAGAAGAUCAGCUGAACAUAAACAGACUUUUAAAUAGAGUCAACUCUACAGAUUCAAGCGGUCCGCUACAAACAAUAAAGAAAAUCAAAGACAAUUUAUUUUCAAAAAAAUUCAUAAAAAAAUCGCGAAAACACGAAAAUGAUGAUCAGGUGUCCAUAAAGUCAUCUUCCUCCGAUACUUCUCGUAUAUCGUUCAGUGACCUAAAAAAGGAAAUUAAGAAGAUAAAAAAAUUAAAAAUUCCCAAGCUAGUAAAAAACGACAAUAUCGCUGAUGAAGGAGUUGGGAUGGCGUCUAUCCUAGUAAGAUCAGUGUUCCAUGCACACACAAGUUUGGCCCGUAUAUCUGAAAGCAUUGAUUCUGAGCAUUCACCUUCUUCGACAUUGAGAAGAACCAGCGAAUCUGAACCGAACGUAAACACGACAGAACAUGACAAAAUAUCAGAUACAAACAUUGUACUUGAAAGUCAAGUUAAAGAAAUACCUGAAAUUCAUUGCAGUUCUUUGGAAAAUAUUAAAACUAUUGAUAAUGUUGAACCCGAAAGAAAAAUAUCUGAAUCAUGUCCUACAACUCCUAUUGUGAUAAGAACGGAAAAUUUCUUAAAAUUACCCCAUGAAGAGGGGUACUAUGGUUCAAUUUCCUCUGCACUAUCAGCGGAGAGUUCAGAAAUUUACAGCAGUUCCGAGGAAGAUGAUGAAAGCUAUUCGUAUAAAAACGACCAUGACCAAGCCAUUGAGACCACUAGCUCCCUUGUAAAAUCAGUUCUGAGUUCCGAAGUAGAUCCUCAGUUCAUAGCUCAAAUGGAAAAGAAACUUACUGUUCUCGAAUUAGCUAAUACUGAAUUAUCAAAUAAUGCUUUGUUCAAGACAGUCAAAGAACAUGAAGAUAAAACCACAUGUGAAAUUUCAAAAUCGAUUGAACAAACGAUCGAUGUUAGCGAUAAUUUGAAUGUAAAGGAAAAUGUGGCUUCCAUCUCGUCAGCACGUAAUGAUAAAACGUUUGUACCAUCCAAAAUAAAUAAUUCGCAUUCUUUUAGAAUUCAUAAUCCUUUUGCACAUAAAAAAACUCAAAAAAGUUUGAGUGCGCCCUCCUCCCCUAUAGAAAAAAAAAGUUUCAUGUAUCGCUCCUCAAAGCGGAUCAAGCGACAUUUGUCGAAAAUAUCACAUAGUAAUAUGAUUAAAAGCUUAUCUCACUAUUCUCUCCUUCCAAAGAAAAAGCAAGUGGAGCCUAAAACUGCUCUUAGUGAACCUGGUUCUGCUUCCGACGUCACUUCUAAAGCCCCAAGUGACACAGUGUUAGGUUCUCCUUUUCUAUCUUACAAUGAUUUAAUGAGCCUCGAUAAAGAUGGUUUUUAUUCUCUAAAUCGUCUUCAUAAAAGUGAUGAAAUCGUGCCCAAUAAAGUGUCUAUGUACAUUGGAUCAGAACCUCAAUCUAGAGCCUCCUUCAGCGGUCCGUCUUCAAAACACGACAAUAAUUUCCUAGAACAGAGAUCGUUCAAAAGACAAAAGUCGAUACUAAAGCCGACCGGACUAAUACAUACUGCCAUGGAGACUAUUCUGAUAGACAAAGUUGAAUCUCUGUUGAUACCGACGAGUCCGGAACCUAAUACUCCUGAAAAUCAAAAAUUUUUCGCUGACGUUAACGAAAAAUUGGAAAAAGUUGAACAAGCACAAUCUAGGCAAGCUGAUAAUGAAAUCAAUAAUAGUUCGGAAAAGAAGGCUCGAAAAUUGGUGAGGCAGGACAGCAUACAUUCAACGACUGACUCAGAAUCGUCCAAAAUGUCCAAGUCGCUCCAACUCCCAAACCCUUGCAAAGUAAUUCCUUCGCCGGUGUUGCAGCAUUUCCAUCCUAUUCUUAGCGGCGUCCCUUUAGAGACCAUACCAUCUCUGCCGGAGGACAGUGUAGAUAGAACUGAGAGUCUAGACGUAGAUGGUGUAGUGGAAUCUACUAACAGUGUUAGCGUGUGUUGUAACUCGCAUGCAGCGUGCGGUGUUGACAGGAGCGAGCGAGAACGGGAUAGGUAUGCCGAUAGGUGUGAGAGGGACAGAGGAUCGCCGAGACACGCGAGGCACGAAUCAUAUGGAGGAAAGGAUCCGGCAAGCAGCGUGCCUGUACAAAACGCAUCAAUAAAUUCAUCUUCAACUCCGAUGGGAAUACAUCGACGGUCGUCUGAUUCAGAUCUAAGUGUUACUCCUAAAGGCAGCUCUCUAAACGCGUCAGCUGGCAACACAGUCACCGGCGGCGCGAUACUGCGUCCUUCUAUGAACAGCAAUAACUUGGAUAUGUUGGAAUAUCCAUUCCUUACUAUGACGGAAUAUCCUCCCGGUUUCAUAGUUCACAUUGGUGGUACAGUGUGUGCCAGAUCUGUAAAGCUUGUUGAUGGUGGAGGUGAAAGCGCCUCUCGUGCCGCGUGGUGGGCUGAACUAAGAACGGAACUUCGAGCACACGCGAGAGCUCUACGAUGUACUGCAGUAUUAGCAUACAGCGAACGAGCUGCUGUCAGGGAGGACGUUUGUGUUCUCUCCGUGUCUGGAACAGCGGCUGUCAUCAAUCUAGAUUGUGACUUCACGCUCGACGAGACAACCGCUUGUCCUCGUGAUGAGGAACCCGAAUGUCGUUCGGCGCACGUUCCGUAUGCUCCCGGCGCUGGGCCAUAUAGGGCCGAGCUUGCUCUCUGUGGAUCAUGCAGGAGGGCCCGCGUUCCGUCUGUGUUGUUAGCUACAUGCGCUAAGCCCAGUCGACUCACAUCCUACGCUAAGGCGAUCACUCUCACGGCUGUCGUAAGCCUUAUUCUGUUUUCAGCGGCUCGUGGUCGAAGGUCGGUAGGGUCAGAAGCGGGCGCCAGAGACCUUUCGGACCAGCUGCCCUUCUUGGAAUAUGAGCUGCAUAAGCUGUUACUAGCCAAACUUAGGAUGCAGGGCGCCAACGCGUUGUUCUCGCUCCAGACUCAAAUAGCUAUUGGAGAGAGAUGUGUGAUGGCGCUGGCCAGUGGAACAGCUGUCAGGCUGACGGCCCUACCCGCGCCAACCUCGCCUAGGAUCAAGGCCUCGGAACAUGACAAGAACGCUUUAGAAAUACAGAAGGCUCUCUGGGAUACAUUUAAUAUGAACAAAGCUGCGAACGGAUAUGACGUGUGCCUGCCGGGCCCGGAGCUAUCAGCGGGGACCUUAGAGGCCGAAGAGGACCGAGGCCCCGCCUUAGAACUCAGCGCUGAUAAAGAUACAUGUGUCUUAGAACUAGACGAAGCUGAAGACGUGGAGACAGCCAAAGCCCUAUCUAUUCGUCGGAGUCACCUGCCGGUGUACACGAACAGCCUACGGUCCCUCAGCGGAGCCCCGCCACACGCUUUCAUGCAGGUGUGGCGUGCUCGUCUGUGUGGCACAGCGGGCGGAGAGCGGUUAGCAGCGGGCGCGCUGGCCGGGGCCGCGUACAAACUACGGAGACUCGCGCCCGCAGCACUCGCUCCAUCGGUUUUUCACCUGGAUUUACCCGAGGAUGAAAUACAACUAAUGGUACUAGGCACUGCCAUACAAUUAGUUGACCCGAACAAAGCUGAACAUACAAAUGGUACCGAUAAAAAUUACGCUGAUACUGAAGAUGAUAUCUUUGAAUUGGAUGAGGAGCAGCUAGUGAAACAUGAACCCGCUGACGAAAAACACAAUCCUACUCCAUCAAGUCAAGUUUCUCUGACUACCCUCAGUUCAGUUCAAGGCAGUAAAGUAUCGAGGCGAGUGUGUUCCCUUCGUUUAUUGUUUGUGAGAGAAACGACCGCGGUGAGAGAGCUUGGCGGACUCAGCGGGUUCCUACACUCAUUUACUAGCGAGGUGUUGGCUAUAGUUCGCGCGUACACCGCGGCGCUAGGCGGGAAUGCUCUGACGUCACUAUACCUCGCACACCUGCUACUACAUCAUCACGCACACAAGAACCAGGCCAAGAUCGAAGUUGUCGAUGUGUUGGUCGACCAGUUGCUCGAUCAGUUGACCGACUCGUAG
This is a messenger RNA of Danaus chrysippus (African queen), 5079 nucleotides long. Lineage: Eukaryota; Metazoa; Arthropoda; Insecta; Lepidoptera; Nymphalidae. The record is from the annotation of a GenBank genome assembly.